AUGGCAGAGUUGAUCCCGAUGCAAAUCAACUGGCAUGUCCAAACCAAUUCCCAGGCACAUCGCACCAACUACUUUUCCUCAAGAAAGAUGGCUAUCCGCCGUGGGCAAAGCUUCCAAGUCACGCUGUACCUAAACAGGGCGCCACAGUCAGGGGAAAGCCUGGCGUUCAUAGCAGAGACAGGUCCAGCCCCUUCAGAGUCCCACCACACCAGGAACGUGUUUGCCUUGUCCAAUGCGCUGGCUGGAGGGACUUGGUGUGCCGUGCAAACAUCAAGUGAUGCCAACUGCAUCAACUUCUCCAUGUCCAGCCCCAGCAGUGCUGCUAUUGGCCACUAUCAGCUGAGCCUGCAGGUGACCUGUGGCAACCACGUGGCAAACAGGCCCCUGGGAAACUUUGUUCUGCUCUUUAACCCUUGGUGCUCAGGGGAUCUGGUUCAUAUAGCCAACGAGCCGGAAAGGCAAGAAUAUGUCUUGAACGAAAAUGGCAUUAUCUUUGUGGGCAACGCCAAUUACAUUGAAGCUCGCGGAUGGUACUUUGGCCAGUUUCAAGAGAACAUCCUCAAACUCUGCCUUCGCCUCCUGGACAUGAGCCUCUACCACCGCCAGGACCCGGCAGGUGAUGCCUCGCGUCGGAGUGACCCUCGGUACGUGGGACGCGUCGUCAGCUCCAUGGUCAACGGCAAUGACAACGACAACGGGGUGCUGGAGGGCAAGUGGAGCGAGGAGUUUGCCCACCACGAGAACCCCUCCCAGUGGAACGGAAGCGUGGCCAUCCUGAGGAAGUGGGCUCAGGGCAAUUGCAAGCCUGUCCAGUACGGGCAGUGCUGGGUCUUUGCUGGCGUGGCAGGCACAGUCUUGCGAUGCCUGGGGAUCCCAACUCGCCUGGUCACAAACUUCAAUUCCGCCCACGAUUCGGACUCAAACAUGAGUAUUGACAAAUACUACGACCCCUCCGGAAAGAGCCUCAAGAUGGGACAAGACUCUGUCUGGGAUUACCACGUCUGGAAUGAAAGCUGGUUUGUCCGGAGGGACCUGGGUGGGGCUUAUAAUGGCUGGCAAGUGAUUGACGCCACCCCCCAAGAGAGGAGCCAAGGCAUCUACCAGUGCGGGCCGGCCUCCGUUUUGGCAGUCAAGCAAGGGGACGUGAGGCUGAACCACGACACGGGCUUCGUGUGCACCGAGGUGAAUGCCGACAUCAACCGCUGGGUUGUGCAAAGCAAUGGGAAGCGUGUGCGAGCCUACUGCGACACCUCGUCCAUCGGCAGGUCCCUGAGCACAAAAGCUGUGGGCAGCAACCACCGCGUGGAUGUGACCAAUAACUACAAGUUUCCUGAAGGCUCCGCGGAGGAAAGAAGCGUGUAUCGGAAGGCCUGUGCUGAGCUCUCGGGCUCCAGCACCGCUGCGAGGGACCUUGGCACCGCUGAAGAUGUGGCUUCUGAGUUGAUCUCCCACCCGGAGCUCUUUGGAAAAUUCAGGCUGACCCAGUCACCGGUGCUGGGCAAGGACGUCGACCUGGUCCUCACGCUCUCCAACCUGUCUGCCUCCCCCAAAAGGGUCACGGUCAACCUGAGUGUCUCGAGCAUCCUCUACACCCGCAGGGCUGUCAGAGAGAUCCUGAAGGAGGCCACCACGGUGAGCCUGGGCUCCAAAGAAGAAAAGCACCUUCCCCUGCGGAUUACCUACGCCCACUAUGGCAAUGCCCUGACUGAUGACAAGAAGCUCCUGGUGACAGCUUUGUGUGAUGUGUUUGGGGGAGUGAAGCUGCUGGUGGAAAAGGCCAUCACUUUUGAGAGUCCCAACCUCUCCAUCAUGGUUCCUCCAAAGGUGUUUGCCAAUGCGCCAGCCACAGUGGAGAUCUCCUACGCCAACCCCCUUCCUGAGCCUGUGAAGGACUGUGUGCUGCUGGUGACCCUGAUGGGCCAGGCCGUCAAGAUCAGCGUGGCAGAUCUUGCACCUGGGGAGCAGUCGAAAAUCUACUUUGAGUUCACUCCACGCUGCACAGGAGCCAUGCAGCUGCACGUUGACUUCUCCUGCAGCAAGUUCCACCACGUCAAAAGCUUUGUGCUCAUGGAUGUGGCUGCAGCCGGCCCCCUUUAACUGGGGGAGGGCCCCUGGGGGAGGACAGCGUCUCUCC
Candoia aspera is the source of this 2134-nucleotide messenger RNA. RefSeq names its product protein-glutamine gamma-glutamyltransferase E-like. The transcript is spliced from 13 exons. Gene Ontology annotation, cellular component: cytoplasm. The record is from RefSeq and is a predicted model, not a curated record. Gene Ontology annotation, molecular function: protein-glutamine gamma-glutamyltransferase activity. The coding region runs from base 1 to 2097 and encodes 698 amino acids. Gene Ontology annotation, biological process: peptide cross-linking. NCBI's taxonomy places the organism in Eukaryota, Metazoa, Chordata, Lepidosauria, Squamata, Candoiidae.